Molecule: messenger RNA, 375 nt
Organism: Thlaspi arvense
Lineage: Eukaryota; Viridiplantae; Streptophyta; Magnoliopsida; Brassicales; Brassicaceae
Source: the annotation of a GenBank genome assembly
AUGGAGUUCUUGAAUGCAAAUGGCAUCAUUCACCGUGAUUUGAAACCAAGUAAUAUGCUCUUAACAGGUGAUCAAAAACAUGUAAAGUUGGCGGAUUUUGGACUUGCUAGAGAGAAAACUAAAGGUUUCAUGACUUGCGAAGCUGGUACCUAUAGAUGGAUGGCCCCUGAGUUAUUCAGCCAUGAGGCGCUUCAAGUUGGCGAGAAGAAACACUACGAUCAUAAGGUGGAUGUUUACAGCUUCGCUAUUGUCUUCUGGGAGUUGCUUACCAACAAAACCCCAUUCAAAGGAAAGAACAACAUCUUUGUAGCUUAUGCUGCCAGUAAAGUAAGCCAGCCACAUUUUUCCCUUUCAGUGUUACUGUUUUCUAUCUAG